Molecule: messenger RNA, 5880 nt
Organism: Diatraea saccharalis (sugarcane borer)
Lineage: Eukaryota; Metazoa; Arthropoda; Insecta; Lepidoptera; Crambidae
Source: the annotation of a GenBank genome assembly
AUGAGCGUACAAACCGAUAGUGAAAAGCGGAAGCAGAUUUCCGUUCGGGGUAUAGUAGCUGUCGAAAAUGUAGCAGAAGUAAAGAAGGCAUUUAAUCGCCAUGUACAUUAUACCCUGGUAAAAGAUAGAAAUGUUGCGACUCCAAGGGACUACUACUUUGCUUUAGCACACACGGUCCGGGAUCAUCUCGUUUCUCGUUGGAUCCGUACUCAACAGUACUACUAUGACAAAGAUCCCAAGCGCGUUUAUUAUCUGUCACUGGAAUAUUACAUGGGUCGCUCCCUACAAAAUACCAUGAUCAACCUUGGUAUUCAAGGCACAGUUGAUGAAGCUUUGUACCAACUUGGCCUUGACAUUGAGGAAUUAGAGGAACUCGAAGAAGAUGCAGGCCUUGGAAAUGGUGGCCUUGGUCGCCUUGCUGCAUGUUUUCUUGAUUCCAUGGCAACCCUGGGGUUAGCUGCUUAUGGUUAUGGUAUAAGGUACGAGUAUGGUAUCUUCGCACAGAAGAUAGAGAAUGGUGAACAACAGGAGGAGCCUGACGACUGGUUGCGUUAUGGCAACCCGUGGGAGAAGGCGCGCCCAGAGUUUAUGCUUCCCGUCAACUUCUACGGUCGCGUAGUUGACACACCACAGGGGAAGAAAUGGGUCGACACUCAAGUGGUAUUUGCUAUGCCGUACGACAAUCCUAUUCCUGGAUAUAACAACAAUGUAGUCAAUACGUUACGUCUGUGGUCUGCGAAGAGUCCUAUUGAUUUCAACCUUAGAUUCUUCAACUCCGGUGAUUACAUUCAAGCUGUCCUCGAUCGUAAUGUCGCUGAAAAUAUUUCAAGAGUACUUUAUCCUAACGAUAAUUUCUUUGAGGGUAAGGAGCUGCGUCUUCGCCAGGAGUACUUCAUGUGCGCUGCUACACUCCAAGAUAUCGUCAGAAGAUACAAAUCGUCUAAAUUCGGAAGUCGGGAAGCAGUAAGAACCACUUUCGAAAGUCUCCCCGAGAAAGUCGCUAUUCAGCUAAAUGACACACAUCCUGCUCUCGCCAUUCCCGAGUUGUUGAGAAUUCUUAUCGACGUCGAGAACGUGCCAUAUGAAGAAGCAUGGCAGUUGGUUAUCAAGUGUUGCGCUUACACUAAUCAUACAGUUUUACCUGAAGCUCUGGAGAGGUGGCCUUGUUCCAUGUUGGAAAAUGUACUGCCGAGACACAUGCAGUUAAUUUACCAUAUCAAUUUCUUGCACCUUCAAGAGGUAGAAAAGCGUUGGCCUGGUGAUAUGGAUCGCCAGCGACGUAUGUCACUGAUCGAAGAAGAGGGUGAGAAGCGCGUGAACAUGGCCCAUCUGUGCGUUGUUGGUGCUCACGCUGUUAACGGUGUAGCAGCUAUCCACUCAGAUAUACUUAAAGCUACCGUCUUCCGUGACUUUUUCGAGAUGUGGCCUGAGAAAUUCCAAAACAAAACUAAUGGUAUAACACCGCGCCGUUGGCUAUUGCUUUGCAAUCCCGGUUUGUCAGACCUGAUUUGUGACAAAAUCGGCGAAGAAUGGACUGUGCAUUUAGAAAAACUGCAAGGUUUAAAACGCUGGGCUAAAGACCCUGCCUUCCAACGCGCCGUGAUGAAGGUCAAACAAGAGAAUAAGUUACGUUUGGCUUCUCUCAUCGAGCGCGACACUGGAGUUAAAAUUAACCCAGCAUCGAUGUUUGACGUUCAAGUAAAGCGUAUUCACGAAUACAAACGCCAAUUGCUGAAUAUUCUACAUGUGAUGACUUUAUACAACAGGAUUAAACGGGAUCCUACAGCCGUGAACACUCCUAGAACGGUCAUGAUUGGUGGAAAAGCUGCUCCGGGAUACUACAUAGCUAAGCAAAUAAUUGCUUUGGCUUGUGCUGUCGGCAACACUAUUAAUAAUGAUCCUGACGUUGGCGAUAAAUUGAAGCUGAUAUUCUUGGAGAACUAUCGCGUAACUUUGGCAGAACGAAUUAUGCCGGCUGCUGAUUUGAGUGAGCAGAUUUCAACUGCUGGUACUGAAGCUUCUGGUACCGGAAACAUGAAAUUCAUGUUGAACGGAGCCCUGACAGUAGGUACAAUGGACGGUGCUAACGUGGAAAUGGCUGAAGAAGCUGGCGAGAACAACAUGUUUAUCUUCGGUAUGAGGGUUGAUGAUGUAGAAGAACUUAAGCGUCGUGGUUAUAACGCGUACGAGUACUACGAACGCAAUCCGGAGUUGCGUCAGUGCGUGGAGCAGAUACGCAGCGGUUUCUUCUCGCCGGGCGAGCCGGGCCGUUUCGCGCAUCUGGCUGACGUCCUCCUACACCACGAUCGGUUCAUGCAUCUCGCCGACUACGACGCUUACAUCGAGGCCCAGCAGAAAGUCUCCGACCUUUACCAGGAUCAAGCGAAAUGGGCCGAAAUGGUGAUUGAAAAUAUCGCUUCUUCUGGAAAAUUCUCUUCGGAUCGUACUAUCGCUGAGUACGCCCGCGAAAUCUGGGGCGUGGAACCGUCUUGGGAGAAAAUGCCCGCUCCUCAUGAGACUGCCUAAACAUUAAAAGCAGCUUUAAACAUCAACGGUACAUGACUGGUUAGUUACUUUGGUAACAUUAUAACAACUAUCAACAAUUUCUUUUCAAUUUAUUUAUAACCAAAUUGUUACAAUACAUUGUUGUAGUCUUUUAUUUGACUAUUGGUUAAAAUAAAAGCAAUGGCUUUAAACAUAUAAUGAUAUUGAGAGGAUUAAUGUCAUGUACCUACACUUAUUUAAACGAUAUCUUCAUAUUUUUUUUUUAUAUCGCGAAAUUUCUCUACCGAUUUUGAAUCAGACUUGUUAAGAAAGGUCAAGGUUUUCAAACUAUAUCCACUUAUAUAUUCUACUUCUUAUGAUGUUCGAUCAUCUUUAAAACAGUUUUAAGUUAAAGAAAAGUAAGUAUUUUGAAAAUGCGUAUUUCAAAAUUUUUUAUGACAGUUAUUAUCAAAUUAAAUUUGCUAUUUAAUAUAUAAUGUAGGUAUAUUAAAAGUAUUGAAUGUGGAGUUAGUAUUGAACAGAUUUUCAUAAGUAAAUAGUUGCAGUUCCAUUUUUCACUAAUCUCUUCUUCGUGUUAUAUCGAUAAGUAAUUUAUUAUAUAGUCACAGUUGAAAUUUCACUCUAUUUAUGAGUUGAUUAAUAAAUAUUGAUAAGUACCUCGAUGUUGUAAACAUGAUAUUACUAGAAUAGUAAUAAUAUUUUUCUGCUUAUUACGCUUGCCAGUUGAAAUUAUUUUCAUAUGUACCAAUUUAUUUUGAAAAUAUUGCUUUAAAAUAGUGAAAAGCAAACUUUAUUACAAUUGCAUUGCAUUACAAUUAUAAAUACUGAGUGUAGUUAGAUAUGUCAUUUUAUUAUUAGAGAAAUAAUUGGUGUAGAAAUUAGCAGUAAAUAAAAUCAUCCUGUUGUUGGAAUAAUACUAGAAAUUAUCUGUAUGUCUAUUUUAGUACUUGUAGUUAAAUACUUUUUGUUAUAUUUGUAUUAUUAUCACAGGAAACUUAUAACAUCAUGUAGCCAGAGACUAGACAAAUUUACUAUUCGUUUAAAUUCUAAUAAUUAUACAUGUCUAUUACGCUAUUGCAUUCAUAUAAUAAUGGUACUUUAUUAUAUUAAAUUCUGAAAUAUUUCUUAAUCAUUACCUGAGAUUUUCUUUAGGAUGAGAGUAUUAUAUAUUCAUAUGUAUGUAUUUACAUAAUCUUGUUUUAACAUUACUAUAGUAUUAUAUGUUUAUACAAAUAUUAACUUAGAAUACUAUAUUCAAAGUGUGCAAAUGGAAUAUUUAAUAAAUUCUAAGUAUAUGUACAAUCGUGGUUUGCAAAGGUCCGUUAAUAUCUGAAUUAUUUUAUUUCCGAAUCUCAUCAAAUAUCCAUAAUUUAUUAGAACUAUGAAUGAAACUAAUAAAAAUACUAAACAUAAUUUUAUGUAAUACAUUCUUCAACGUAUUCAUUCUUCACGCAAAAAGUAACCUUAUCGACACCAGCUUUUUCAUAUCGCGAUUGUACGGACAAACCAGUAAUCAUAUUGAUCCGUAUGUAAUGAGUGCAUAUAAUUGUUUUGAAGAAAUGUACCGAGUGUAUGAGUUUAUUUGAAUUAUUGUAUUUAUUUUAAGUACUUUUAGUUAUUUAUUUAACUACUACUACACAUGCACCUAGUUGCUUUAGAGGAUCCUUAGCGUUACAAUCUCUAUACGCAUUACAAUAUUUUUGUUAGAAUACAUUUUGAUUGGCCUUUGAUUAACAUGAAGGUAUUAUAGAGUGAACUCUCUAAUAGGAUUUUAAAUCAACCUUCAUUAAAUUUGAUCGCCCAUAAUAGGCAUAUAGACGGUUCCUUUAAACUAAGUAAUUUGCAAACUAUUGACAGAUUGUUUAAAAAAUAAUCUUAAGACAUUAAGCCGAUUUAAGUUAACUCAAGGAAAGUAUUGUUUAACUAAAAAGUUUGUAAUGUACACGGUCUCUAAUUUUCUCUCAUUUAUUUAGACACUCUAAAUAGUUUUUACUUUGUGCAGCUAUUAUCUCAUCGACCCUGUAUUUGCAGAGUUUGAUGUCUUAUUUGUAACUAGUAUGAUUAAUAUUAUAAUUUUGAUAACCUUUAUUUCAAGAGAGAGCACCUAUACUGUUUUAAAUAUUUUAAAUAUAUGUAGCACAAGAUACGUGUCUGUAGAGGCCUUAAUCGAAAGAUUUAAAUAACACUCUUGUCUAUUGCGCAUUACAUUCAAACAGUUCCGGAUUUAGGGGUAAACCGAGCAUUUGCCCCGAGAGACAAUUUCGAGGGUUGCUAAAUUAAUAAUAUAAUAUGGUUAAUAAAGAACUUUCUUCAAAACACAGAAAGAAUUCAGAUGUGAUUCUAAUCAAAUAUUAGGAAAUGUCGCGUUAACAAAAUAAAUGUAUUUUUUCACUCCCAAAAAAAUUUGUUUGGGUAUUACGUUUCCCAGGUGCAAUAAUGAUAUGUAAAAUAAUUUCAUAAGCAAAUUAUUAGGGAAAUUAUUAAUUUCAUAAGCACGUCGUUGUAUGGUAGAUAAGUCAGGGAACUAUUUUUUUUCAUUAAAAUAUUUAAAAAAAAACUAUAUUUGUAAUUUUUCUAUUUGUCUUACUUUACUAGAUAAUAGUGUCCCAGCCUAGUUGUUGUAUUUAAAGAUAUUGACAAGAUGUGCUUGAAAAUUUAGAUAUGGGACUAUCUUGUUAUAACCUACACACUUAAAUUUGUUAGAAAGUGAAUUUUAUAGAUUAUAUUAUAUAAAUUAAAAAUAAUUACAGUGGCUAUAAUAGAUGUAUUAACAGUCUUAUAAAAUUAAAAAGAACAAACUUUAUAUUUGUGCCAUAUUUUUUUAACUUUGUUCCUAACUCAACAUUGACAUAUUAUUUUCGUUUAAUACACGUAUUUAUCGUUUGUAUUGUAUUAAAUAUUAUGUAGUUUGUGAUCUGUAUUUAUCAUACAGUAAAAAAUCAUACCUAUCUCUUGAUAAAAAUUCAAUAACUAUGUCACCAGAGCCUAAUCGUAUACGUAUAUAUGUUUUUUUUAACACGCAUAUGAAAUCUGAAGAAAAAAUAAAAUUUUAUUAUUGCGAACGUGAAUAAGUUUAAAAUAGUAACAAAUAUUAAAUAUGUCAAAAUAUAUGUUUUUACGAAACAACUUCAUAUUGUUAGAUUAGGACACAGGUUAUAUUAUAAUUUUUAAUUUAAUUCAUUCAAUUAGAAUUUAAGUGUUCUAUGUUAGGUGCUUUAUGUUUUAUGUAAUACAACAGAACAGGUUUUUAAUGUUCUUUCUGAAGGUAUUCAUUAUUUUUUUACUUAUCUAUUAAAAAUACUGCCAUAGAGUUUAUAAACAUGUUAUACCUAUUUAACUACAUAUUUUUUUCUAUAACUAAUAAAAAUUUAAUCA